Zea mays is the source of this 762-nucleotide messenger RNA. Its product is annotated as silencing gene B 102. NCBI's taxonomy places the organism in Eukaryota, Viridiplantae, Streptophyta, Magnoliopsida, Poales, Poaceae. Gene Ontology annotation, molecular function: protein-N-terminal amino-acid acetyltransferase activity. The coding region runs from base 108 to 632 and encodes 174 amino acids. The record is from RefSeq and is marked provisional. The transcript has 6 exons. Gene Ontology annotation, cellular component: NatB complex. Gene Ontology annotation, biological process: N-terminal peptidyl-methionine acetylation.
GACGAGACGAGUCACGAAUCCGGAUAGAGCGCCGCCCCCCAACCUGCUGCGCCGACCCUGCUCGCCGCCGGCCCGAGUAGAGAGAGAGAGAGAGGAGAGAAGGAAGCAUGACGACAAUCCGUCGGUUCUGCUGCGACGACCUCCUCCGCUUCGCCUCCGUCAACCUGGACCACCUCACCGAGACGUUCAACAUGUCGUUCUACAUGACGUACCUGGCGCGCUGGCCCGACUACUUCCACGCCGCCGUCAGCCCUGGCGGCCGCGUCAUGGGUUACAUCAUGGGUAAAGUUGAAGGCCAAGGUGAAUCUUGGCAUGGACAUGUCACAGCGGUUUCUGUUGCCUCUGAAUUUCGUAGGCAGAAGUUAGCCAAAAAACUUAUGAACUUACUGGAGGAAAUCAGUGAUAAGAUGGAUAAGGCCUACUUCGUGGAUCUCUUUGUAAGGGCAUCUAACAUGCCAGCGAUAAGGAUGUAUGAAAAGCUUGGUUAUGUGGUUUAUCGAAGGGUGCUCCGGUACUACUCAGGGGAAGAAGAUGGCCUCGAUAUGAGAAAAGCAUUAUCACAAGAUGUUGAGAAGAAGUCCAUCAUACCACUCAAGAGGCCAAUUACGCCUGAUGAACUUGAAUAUGAUUGAUGUUAGCUACCUGGUGCUUACGUUGGAUGCUCCGGUGGGGAAUUUGACAGGCUUUGAAAAUCUGGUAGUGAGUGUAUUGUUGUCGUUUUUACGCCUGCUAGGGGACAGGUUUUGAUGGUGAAUUCUGCAG